AUGCACGGCAGCGGCAGCAGUAUGAAAAGGCUGCUAACGUGGGCCACCCUCGUGGGGUCCAUGUCGGCGGUGACAAAAGCGGCAUGCCCUUUUGCUGAUCCCAACUACCACCUCGCCAAGAGGGACGAGGGCGCGAGCCAGCAGACGGAGAAUAUCCUCGAGGAGUACGAGGUUGACGACAGCAAUGCUUACAUGUCGUCCGACGUUGGUGGGCCGAUGGAGGACCAGAACAGCCUCAAGGCUGGGUACAGGGGGUCUACCUUGAUGGAGGACUGGAUCUUUAGGCAAAAGAUUCAGCAUUUUGAUCAUGAACGGAUUCCCGAAAGGGCUGUUCACGCUCGUGGUGCCGGUGCUCACGGUACCUUCACCAGCUAUGCCGACUGGAGCAACAUCACGGCUGCUUCCUUCCUCGGUGGAGCUGGAAAGAAGACUCCCGUCUUCGUCCGGUUCUCGACCGUUGCUGGUUCCCGCGGCAGUGCUGAUACCGCUCGCGAUGUCCACGGGUUCGCUACCCGCUUCUACACUGACGAAGGAAACUUUGACAUUGUCGGCAACAACAUCCCCGUCUUUUUUAUCCAAGACGCCAUCCGCUUCCCCGACUUGAUCCACUCUGUCAAGCCCAGCCCGGACAAUGAGGUCCCCCAGGCGGCCACCGCUCACGAUUCGGCGUGGGACUUCUUCAGCCAGCAGCCCAGCACUAUGCACACUCUCUUCUGGGCCAUGUCCGGCAACGGCAUCCCUCGCAGUUAUCGUCACAUGGACGGCUUCGGCGUGCACACCUUCCGCUUCGUCACGGACGACGGCAACUCCAAGCUCAUCAAGUGGCACUUCAAGACCAAGCAAGGCAAGGCUUCUCUGGUCUGGGAAGAGGCCCAGGUUCUCGCUGGCAAGAACGCCGACUUCCACCGUCAGGAUCUCUGGGACGCGAUCGAGUCAGGCAACGGUCCAGAGUGGGAGCUGUCCGUCCAGAUCGUCGACGAAGAAAAGGCCCUCGCCUUUGGGUUUGACCUCCUCGACCCCACCAAGAUCAUCCCCGAGGAGCUCGCCCCGUUGGUUCCCCUCGGUAUCAUGAAGCUGGACCGGAACCCGACCAAUUACUUUGCCGAGACGGAGCAGGUCAUGUACCAGCCUGGUCACAUUGUCCGUGGUGUCGACUUUACCGAGGACCCGCUUCUCCAAGGCCGUUUGUUUUCGUACCUUGACACGCAGCUCAACCGGAACCAGGGCGGGCCCAACUUUGAGCAGAUCCCCAUCAACAGACCCGUCUCGCCUGUUCACAACAACAACCGGGACGGGGCGGGACAGAUGCUUAUUCAUAAAAAUGUUUACCCUUAUACCCCUAACACUCUCAACGGGGGGUACCCCCUCCAAGCCAACCAGACGCACGGGAAAGGGUUCUUUACGGCGCCGAACAGGAUCGUGGAUGGGAAGCUGGUCAGGGCGCUGUCGCCGACGUUUGAUGAUCAUUGGUCGCAGCCGAGGUUGUUUUACAACUCGUUGACGAGGGUUGAGCAGCAGUUUUUGAUCAACGCUAUCCGGUUUGAGGCAUCUCAUCUCAAGAACGAGCAGGUGAAGAAGAACGUGUUGGAGCAGAUCAACCGUGUGUCAAACGAUGUGGCGAAGCGGGUUGCGGUGGCUCUUGGACUUGAGGCGCCGGCUCCGGACCCGGCAUUCUACCAUAACAAUGUCACGGCUGGGCUUUCCAUCUUUAACGGAACCCUCCCCACGAUUGCGACUUUGAGGGUUGGCGUCCUUGCCUCGUCUUUCAAUGAUGGAUCGCUUGCUCAGGCGCGGGAGUUGAAGGAGCAGCUCAGCAAGGAGGGGGUUGUGGUCACUGUUGUUGGCGAGGUUCUCAAGGAGGGGGUGGAUCAGACUUACUCUGCUGCUGAUGCCACUGGGUACGACGCGGUGGUUGUGACGGAUGGGGCGGAGGGGUUGUUGACUGGAGGAAAGAACUCUCCGUUGUUCCCUGCCGGACGGCCGGGGCAGAUCUUGGUGGAUAGUUAUCGUUGGGGGAAGCCGGUCGCUGCUGUGGGGGAGAAUUCGGGACAGGCGUUGGAGCAGACGGUUGGGGUGAGUAGGGGGCAGGAUGAGGGUGUUGUUGUUGGGGAGGGGGUUGAGCAGGUUGUGAAGGGGGUCGAGGAGGGGUUGAGGGUGUUUAGAUACUUGGGGAGGUUCCCUGUUGAUGAGGGGGCAGAGUAG
Molecule: messenger RNA, 2202 nt
Organism: Podospora anserina S mat+
Lineage: Eukaryota; Fungi; Ascomycota; Sordariomycetes; Sordariales; Podosporaceae
Exons: 2
Coding region: 1-2202 (733 amino acids)
Biological process (GO): response to oxidative stress; hydrogen peroxide catabolic process
Cellular component (GO): cytosol
Molecular function (GO): heme binding; catalase activity
Source: RefSeq, a predicted model, not a curated record